CGUACACACAAAUCUUCUUCGGUUUGUUUUGCUUCUGCUCUUGCUUUUUCUUUCUCUUCUCUCCGCUUUGCUUUGUUUGUUUCUUUUUCUUUUUCGUUCUACUCUUUCUCCCUCUCUCCUGUGUGAGGGUUUUGGGAGAGAGGAGAUGAAGGGUAUUGAAGUGGACGACGGAGGAGAUCUGCAUGCAAAUGAUGGAGUUGGGUUGGGAGAUACGGGGGGUUGUGCUGGUGGCACAGACACAACUGGGUUCGAUGCUAUGGAGGACGAGGCAAUGGGUGUUGGUGAUGGGGAGAUCUGGCUUGAUAGGGACCCUGAUGAUCUCCUCGAUGUACACGACAAUUCCAUCUUCUAUGGUGAUUUUCCUCCUCUUCCUGAUUUUCCUUGCAUGUCUUCGUCGUCGUCUUCUUCUUCUGCUCCUGCACCAGUCAAGUCCAUCGCUUGCUCUUCCUCUUCUUCAUCCGCUUCGUCUUCAUCGGCGGCUUCUUGGGCGGUUCUCAAAUCUGAUGCGGAGGAGUACGAGGACAAGAAGAACCACCGCGACCAUCACGAUCCGGUGGAAGUGCCACCUGCUGCGCUGUCAUCCACUGCCUCCAUGGAGAUCCCUCGGGAGGCGCCUGAUCAAGGUUUGGAAGAUGUUGAUUGCAUGAAUGUGAUGGAGAAUUUCGGGUACAUGGAUCUGCUGGAACCAAAUGAUAUCUGGGACCCGUCUUCUCUAUUUCAUAUGGACGAUUCGCAUGACUUUGAAGCUGAGCAGCAGCCUCAACAGGAACAGGAACAGCCAAAGCCACAGCCGGAACUUCCACCGCAGCAGCAAGAUGAAGAGUUUAUGGUGCAGAGAAAUGAUGAAGAGGGUCAGAGGCCUUCGGAAGAUCUAGCCAUGGUGUUCUUCGAGUGGCUCAAGUCCAACAAAGAGUCAAUUUCUCCCGAAGACUUGAGGAACAUCAAACUGAAGCGGGCCACCAUCGAGUGUGCCGCUAAGCGCUUGGGCGGUGGAAAAGAGGGCAUGAAGCAGCUGCUCAAACUCAUCCUCGAGUGGGUGCAAAAUCACCAACUCCAGAAGAAGCGAAUCAGCGAAACACAAAUCUCUCAUUUCCCUUACAAUUAUCAAGACCCCUUCGCAACCCAAAGCCCUAACCCUAACCCUAGCCCUAUCCCCAACAUCAACUGCAAUCCUAUUCCUCCUGAUCCAAACCCUUGUUUCCCUUCCCCUCAUUGGCUUCCACAACCACCGUACAUGACCGAUCCGUCGCCGGUGAUGGCGCCGCCACCUUUUCCUCCGAUGGUUGGGUAUAUGAGCGACCCUUUUGCUAAUGGGCCUUCGAAUAUCAAUAGCCAUCCUUAUCAGUCCACAUCGGAAUAUCACAUUCUGGACUCUACCAACACAUGGCAGCCCUCUCAAUUCUCUUUGCCUUCUCCUUACACCUCAUUUCCAGAGAGUAAUCUUCCUCUUGCUCCUGCUCCUCAGCCUCCGCAGGCUUUUGCAGGUUAUGGGAACCAAUUCACCUAUCAGUAUUUUCCGGGGAAUGGUGAGAGGUUGACGAGGCUUGGUUCUUCAGCAACUAAGGAAGCUAGGAAGAAGAGGAUGGCUAGGCAGAGGCGGGUUUUCUCGCACCAUCAUCGCCAUCAUAAUCACCAUAACCAACAGCAACAAAAUCCAAGCCCUGACCAGCAAACAAGGCCUGCCGGCAAUGAAGGUUGCAACAGUGCAGCUCAAGCCAACCAAGCCAACUGGGUUUUCUGGCCCUCUGCUGGUGCUGCUUCAAACUCGCCGACGGGAGCACCGGAUGCGCCACAACCACCGCCGCCGCCACCACCACCACCACCACCAGCAGUGGAUCGGCAAGCUGGACAAGCCCAAAACAACCCGCGGCAGCUUGCAGCUGAGAGGCGGCAGGGAUGGAAACCUGAGAAGAACUUGAAGUUUCUUCUACAGAAAGUACUGAAGCAAAGCGAUGUGGGUAAUCUUGGAAGAAUAGUGUUGCCAAAAAAAGAGGCAGAGACGCACCUCCCAGAACUGGAAGCAAGAGAUGGGAUUACCAUCCCCAUGGAGGACAUUGGAACUUCUCGCGUCUGGAACAUGCGGUAUAGAUUCUGGCCAAAUAACAAAAGCAGGAUGUAUCUCCUCGAGAACACCGGAGAUUUUGUGAGAUCAAAUGGACUGCAGGAAGGUGAUUUCAUAGUGAUAUACUCAGACGUCAAGUGUGGAAAAUACAUGAUUCGAGGUGUGAAAGUGAGACAAUCUGGUCCGAAAUCUGAGAGCAAGAGGUCGGGAAAAUCACAGAGAAACCAACAAACAGCUUCCCCAGCUGGUAAUGGUUCUACUCCUUCACUCAGCAAACGAACAACCAAGUGAGAGAAGAAGAAACAGCAACAAACCCUUUUUUCCUCUCUGAUGAAAAAGGUGGACAAAUGGGUGGCAAGGAUCACCUGGGGUUUGCUUGCAUUUCAGUCUUUUGUCUGUCUCCUAGUCAACACCUACAU
Vitis riparia (riverbank grape) is the source of this 2481-nucleotide messenger RNA. Its product is annotated as B3 domain-containing transcription factor ABI3. The record is from RefSeq and is a predicted model, not a curated record. The transcript has 6 exons. NCBI's taxonomy places the organism in Eukaryota, Viridiplantae, Streptophyta, Magnoliopsida, Vitales, Vitaceae. Gene Ontology annotation, molecular function: DNA binding; DNA-binding transcription factor activity. Bases 146 to 2353 code for a protein of 735 amino acids.